AUGGAGGAAACUAGGAACAGACCAGAGAGGCGGGAGAGGGUGGAAGAUCUUCAUUUGGACAGGGUGGUGGCAUCACAACCUGAAAUAGGACCAACACCCCCUGACGGCGGUUAUGGAUGGUUGAUAUUGUUCGCUGCCGUGAUAUACAAUGUAACAGCACCAAGCUUACUAUUACUAUAUGGAUUAGUGAUUUUGAAGUCAUUACGGGAAGAAGAUCAUGAAGAGGGUGAACGACUACGUAUUUGGGAUUUAGAUACCGCUUUGGUGCCAGUAAUUUUCACUGUGAUACGUUUAUUGCUAGAAUCAUGGUGUAGGGCAGUGGCAAAGACGUUUAACAUGCCGCGUUUUACGGCGCUGUCUGGUUUAUGCAUGACAGUAGCUGGUGUUCUGUUGUCAAGUUACGCGACCAGUGCCUAUUCAAAUGACCACAUUGUGAAUAUAUUUGCGGGGAUACUAAUUGGUAUCGGUUGCGCAUUGACCGGCCAACAGACAGACUUAAUCAUUACACACUACUUCCGAGAAAAACUGACCAUAGCCCAACGUAUAAUCAAAGUAGCACCCGUGAUAGGAAAUGUCCUUAUGCCUUUGCUGAUCGGCUACCUCUGCACCAUUUACUCAAGCGACAUAGUCGUCAUGAUAUUCGGAGCUAUUCUAAUGCAAAAUUGCGUGUUACUCGCUUCCUAUACAAGACCCGUAUACAUCGAGAGGGUCAUACGUACUACGUAUAACAUGAUACGAGACGGACCCGAAGAUGACGAUGAAGUCAUAUUUUCCAACCAGACAGAGACAGUGGCCAGAACUAAUCCCGUAUCAACACAAGACGAGGACGCAAAUGACGUUGUUGUCUUUAAAUCCAGGGAAAACGCUAGAGAAAUAAUGGACACCAACGUGGAAACUGGACAGAGCAGAUUCUCAUCAGAUUUCAGCGCAAUGUUCGAUAGCUCAAGGUCCAAUAGGUUCUCUUCUGAUUUCGGAGCAUUGGACAUAAGCAGUCACAGUCGAAUAAGUGGCUAUCAAGAGUUGGAGAGUAUAGAUAGAGACGCCCAACCUCAGCCUCUGUACAGAGAGACUACAGUGAACGCGACAUCGAAUGGUUUAGUGUUUGCCGCAGAAGUAACGCCAGGUGCAGCCAGGCGUACUGCGUUCUUGAAGAAGAACGUGAUUGCUGUGGCGAAUAUGCUAAAGGAUGUGAACUUCUAUAUGUACACGCUGCUACAUUUGUGUACGACGUAUAGUGUUCUAGUGUUGAGUGUUAUUUUCCCGCCAUUGAUGUGGGAGGAGAAUCCAGGUUUAAAUGUCUGGACGAUAUCAUCGUUAACAUCCAUAGCGCACGCAGCUGCUCUCUGUUUUGUAAUUCUUUGCGUUUUCUUGCCUGAGAAUAUAAACGAAAAAGCUAAAUUAUGCACCGUAUUUUGUGUUUGCGGUGCGAUUGGAUUCUACGGUGUUACCCUAUCAUCAAACAAAAACUACCUGGUAGUUUGGUGCAUGUUUUCCAGUCUCGCCACGGCAACAUGCGGCGUCCUACAACAAUCUUUAUACAGUAGUACAUUAAACGAAUUUAGUACCACAGCAACAGUUACCACGGCGAAUACAAUAGUGGCUAUUAUUAUUAUGAUUUGGGCCGUUUGUUACAGCUACACGUAUCGCACGUGCUUCUUCAUCGCUAGUCUGUUGCAGACUGGCACGGCUGUUGUAUUUUUAGUUGCUUCGUUUAGGCGGAGGAGGUAGUUUUAGAUUUCUAGUUAUUGUAAGGACAAUUUUAGAAUUUAUUAUUACUGAAAAUAAGUUAUUUAUAAAGUAAAUAAUAGAUCAGUUUUGAAAAUAUAUUCUGCUUAUUGCAAUGAACUCCAGG
Molecule: messenger RNA, 1852 nt
Organism: Zerene cesonia (dogface butterfly)
Lineage: Eukaryota; Metazoa; Arthropoda; Insecta; Lepidoptera; Pieridae
Exons: 4
Coding region: 1-1728 (575 amino acids)
Biological process (GO): monocarboxylic acid transport
Molecular function (GO): monocarboxylic acid transmembrane transporter activity
Source: RefSeq, a predicted model, not a curated record